Messenger RNA from Cajanus cajan (pigeon pea), 1375 nucleotides. RefSeq names its product ATP-dependent Clp protease proteolytic subunit 5, chloroplastic. Gene Ontology annotation, molecular function: serine-type endopeptidase activity; ATP-dependent peptidase activity; ATPase binding. Gene Ontology annotation, cellular component: endopeptidase Clp complex. Gene Ontology annotation, biological process: protein quality control for misfolded or incompletely synthesized proteins. NCBI's taxonomy places the organism in Eukaryota, Viridiplantae, Streptophyta, Magnoliopsida, Fabales, Fabaceae. The record is from RefSeq and is a predicted model, not a curated record.
ACAUGAUAGGUACACCAAGGGUAUAGCCGAUUAGCCGUAUAGGUUCAGCCUGAAAUUGAGUUCACUGUCGACAAGUUUCGCCCCAACACUCAACUCCGCAAGCUAUCGUUCUUCUUCUCCUUAGCAAUUAGUAUAGAUAGCUUCAUUUUCAUCCACCAAAUAACAAUGGCGCAUACAUCCCUUUUCGCUCCCUCUUCCUCCCUUAGAUUCAACCCUCUUCUUCUUUCCUCCUCUCCCUCUUCUUCCUCUCGCUCCAACAACCUUUCUUUUCCCUCCCUCCCCAGGAAACUAAGGAAGUCGAUAGAAGAUAGAAAGGUGAAUAAAAAUUUUGCUGUGAAGGCAGUGUAUGGUGAUGAAUUUUGGACACCUGAGGGGAGUUCAAGGCAGGGUAUUUGGUCCAUAAGGAAUGAUUUGCAAGUCCCAUCUUCCCCUUAUUUCCCUACGUAUGCACAAGGACAAGGGCCACCCCCCAUGGUGCAGGAGCGAUUCCAGAGUGUUAUAAGUCAGCUUUUCCAAUAUAGAAUUAUCCGCUGUGGUGGAGCAGUUGAUGACGAUAUGGCAAACAUCAUUGUUGCUCAGCUCCUUUACCUUGAUGCUGUUGAUCCUAACAAGGAUAUUGUCAUGUACGUAAAUUCUCCAGGAGGGUCGGUUACAGCUGGCAUGGCAGUAUUUGAUACAAUGAGGCAUAUCCGACCUGAUGUGUCUACUGUUUGUGUUGGAUUAGCAGCUAGUAUGGGAGCUUUUCUACUUAGUGCAGGGACCAAAGGGAAGAGAUACAGCUUGCCAAAUUCAAGGAUAAUGAUUCAUCAACCGCUUGGUGGUGCUCAAGGAGGGCAAACUGACAUAGAUAUUCAGGCUAAUGAAAUGCUGCAUCAUAAGGCAAACCUGAAUGGAUAUCUUUCCUAUCACACUGGCCAAAGUUUAGAGAAGAUUAACCAGGAUACAGACCGUGACUUUUUCAUGAGUGCAAAAGAAGCCAAGGAAUAUGGACUAAUAGAUGGUGUCAUUAUGAAUCCUCUCAAAGCUCUCCAGCCAUUAGAGGCUGCCGCAGAGGGUAAAGACCGGGCUAGUGUCUGAACAUGAGAUAGUCGCACUUUAGGUUCCAAGGUAUAAUAAGCAUAGUGUUAAGCUGUAAGAUGUUUUUGGUUGCUGAGGCCAGCUGAUUUUUUUACGGAUUUUGAUAUCUGCCCAUGUACCAAAAAUGAGAUGAAAUUGAUACUUUUAAUGUCUUGCUUUAGGGUUUAUACUGACUGAAGGUUCUUUAAUGGAUCCUGAAUGUGCUUUUUCCUUCAAGCAUUCUUUUUUGAUGACCUCAUGAUAUGUCCUCAUGUAUUGUAAUUUGAUUUUUUUAUUAGAUCGUGAUUGUUUUUCUUCA